AUGAGUACGACAACAAGACCUUCACAAGCCUCCCUUUUUCAGGUCUAUCUGCGACUUCGCCCUCCCGUUUCGCAGCACCAGGAUCCUUAUGCUGAACGUUGUCUCGUGAUCGAGUCUCCAGAGGAGAGGACCAAUAAUACUGAGAGCGACGGAGCGCCCUCGGCUCCUAUUCCAACACACAUUAUACUACAGCCACCAAAUGAUGCCAGGAAGCGUGCGGUCGAGAAAUUCGGUUUCACCAAGGUUUUCGACGAGUCGGCUUCCCAAUUGACUGUCUUUGAGGAUACUGGGCUGGAAUCGUUGGUCAGAGGUGUACUGCUUGAAGGCAGAGAUGGGCUGGUUGCCACGCUGGGAGUCACAGGGAGUGGAAAGAGUCACACUAUCCUCGGCUCAAAGACACAGAGAGGUCUUACACAGAUGAGCUUCGACGUUAUCUUCCGGUCCCUAGAUUCAACAAUCAAACCACCCGAUAACUCCAUUAGCCCAGUCCUCCUGUCCUCAGUAGCCGCAUCAGAUACCUCGGAAGCCCAGUUGUUCACAGCGCAGACAUUCCUCGAAGCGGUAUAUGGCGAUUGGAGUGGCGACCGUGGAAGAAACUCUCGAGCACAAACCCCAAUGAGCUCGUCUAGGGCCGAAACACCCAUGACGGUACGGUACCCCAUUCCCUUGAGCCCGUUGGCAGGAAUUCAAACAUUACGUCCAUCCAUUCCGAGACGCGCACCCAAACCCUCUAUUGGCCCCUCAACCCCUCAAUCCCCCCUCAAAGGAGUUUCCCCUGGUCCGCGCCGCACCUGCCGUACUGGUCCAACGGCUCUCUUCAAGGAAAGAAUCGGCCGGAUCAUCCUAGGUUCCCCCAAAGCACCUUCAUUCACCGCCACAGAUAGGGACCCAAUCGAUUAUACUAAACAAUCUUCUCACAUACUUCAGGAACCGACUCCUGCCCUAAUCUUUCCUCGUCGCAAUAUGCCUCAGAAGCCCAGCGCUUUGCCUCGUUUGCCGGAUGUUAGCCACUUGACCGUCGAACUUAAUCACAAUUCCGAGUACAUCGUCCUAGUUUCAAUGUAUGAGGUGUACAACGAUCGAAUUUUCGACUUACUUUCGCCUGCUGUCGUACCCGGUCAAGGAAGCGCCAUGUCGCGCCAAGGGACAAAUGCCCAGAAAGACCGCCGCAGACCCCUUCUGUACAAGUCGACCGAAGGAUCCCCUGACAGAAAGGUCGUGGCCGGACUCCGCAAGAUUGCUUGUAGCACAUACGAAGAGGCUUUGGCAGUCCUCGAAGUCGGGAUGACCGAGCGUAGAGUGACAGGGACUAGUGCUAACAGUGUUAGUUCCCGGAGCCACGGAUUCUUCUGCCUUGAAGUUAAGAGGAGGAUGAGAAAUAAGAGGACAGGAGAAGAAACAUGGAUUGGAAACACGCUCACUGUUGCAGAUCUUGCUGGUUCUGAGCGGGCGAGAACCGCAAAGACGGCGGGAUCUACCCUGGCGGAAGCCGGUAAAAUCAACGAGAGUCUCAUGUAUCUGGGACAAUGUUUACAGAUGCAGAGUGAAAUCCAAGAAGGGAAGACUGCUCUGGUACCUUUCAGACAGUGCAAGCUGACGGAGUUGCUGUUUUCGAACUCCUUUCCCUCCUCAAAUCAGAUGCCUGGUUUCAGCCGCCACCCGCAGAAAGCGAUCAUGAUCGUUACAGCUGAUCCAUUGGGUGAUUAUAAUGCGACGUCGCAGAUCCUACGUUAUUCCGCCUUGGCUCGCGAAGUAACCGUUCCCCGAGUGCCAUCUGUCACCGAGUCUAUUCUGUCCAGCACGCUGGGCUCCUGCAAAGGAGCCGCCAGUGGACGCAACUCGCCCAACCUAGCCUUGAGCGAAGAGCUCGAAAAGGCAGCUACCGAGAUUGCACGACUAACUUCUGAAAAUGAGACCUUGGCCGUGCGACUUGCAGAAGAGGAGAUCAUGAGAGCCGACCUGGAGAUGAGACUMAAGUCAAGUGAGGAAAAGUGUCUUCUCAUCGAACAGGAGGUGCGAGAGGAAUGCUGGGCCGACAUGGACGAGCGAAUGGAAGAGGAGAGGAAGAGGUGGCAGACUGCGUUUGACGAACAGGUUGGCCGCAAUGAUGAACAUCUUGAUAAGAAGAUUGACUUGUUGUCUCGAGGAUUCCAAGUCUAUGAGGAUCCCGGCUCAGCUACCGAUCAGCGAGUAGAAGAACUGGAACUGGAGAAUGAUCAGCUGCGAAGCAGAAUUGCUGCCCUGGAACGCGAACUCAUGGGCCGCUCACCCACCAAGAAGCCGAAACCUAAGAACGUACUGGAGUCUUCACAUGGUUCCAAUCACCUUGGUCGUGAAAGUGACAUCGAGAGCGCGCUUCGUCGUAUGGACCAGCUGAAAUUAGCUGACAGCAUGUUCUCUCCUGCCACUUCUGGAAGCUCAUCCCCCGGCAAGAAGCACAGAAAAAUGGCAACAAGAAAGUGGGAUCUUGCCCCUGAGGAAGAUAUCUAG
Messenger RNA from Aspergillus viridinutans, 2490 nucleotides. RefSeq names its product kinesin family protein. NCBI's taxonomy places the organism in Eukaryota, Fungi, Ascomycota, Eurotiomycetes, Eurotiales, Aspergillaceae. The transcript is spliced from 6 exons. Gene Ontology annotation, cellular component: kinesin complex; microtubule; nucleus. Gene Ontology annotation, molecular function: ATP hydrolysis activity; microtubule motor activity; ATP binding. Gene Ontology annotation, biological process: microtubule-based movement. The record is from RefSeq and is a predicted model, not a curated record. The coding region runs from base 1 to 2490 and encodes 829 amino acids.